AUGGCAGACAAGAAUGCUAAAGAAAAGUCGAGUUUUUCAGAGAAAAGGAGCAAACUCAGGUUAGAGACCAAGUUGUCAGAAAAACUAAGGAUAUCAUUGCAGUCGUGCAAAGCGUGUGAGAAUGAGGAAAAGAUCGAAGGAUUUAUCGUGUUCUAUAGGAAAAAUACUUUGAAGUGUCAAAUUUUAGAUGGUUUGUUGUAUAUUCUUAGACAGCUUUUGGCUUCUUACGAUGGCGGUAAAGCGUUUGGUUAUCUCCCAUACAGUGAAGCUCAUGGGAUAUUUUGUGGCUUCAUGGAACGAGAAACUGAAGAUAAGGAAUUUAGAGAUCAUCUUCUGAAUGAGGAAUAUGGACCGUGUGUUUUUGUGACAACAGUGCUUAACACUCGAUACAUUAUUUUGCAAAAUGAGACUGUAGAUACUGGAAAAUUUCUUUUGGAACUUGAAUGCCUUCUAUCAAAGGAACAGGACAACUUUUCGAGGUUUGAUUUGAAUGCAGACUCACUAAAACGAGUUCUACAGUCUAUGGAUACAGAAUAUGACAAGACAGUUUUGAAGGCCAUGAUUUUCGCUUCGGCGUCAAGGAAGAAAGUCUACGAGCUUGGUAUUAAACCAGAGAAUGCUGUAGGUUUCCUUAACAAGUUGUCAAUGUAUCCAAUAAAUCUUAUAAAACAAAUGUAAGGUAAGUUUUUUAGUAGAGGGGGUUAAUGGGGGGGGCUUAAUAAAUUUCUUCGUCGAAAAGGGAGGGGGCUUUUCAGAGAAAGAGACUUAUAAAAAUUGAUGAGUGAUGAAGACAAUUGUGUAAGGAGCAACACUAACAUAACUAAAGGUGAUACAAUUACUAAAAUAAAAAAGGUUCCAGAUAUUUCUUAAUGGCAGUGACUAUUUUUCCCCUUGAUACUUUGAAUAGGUGUACAUGGUUCGGUUUGUUCACGUUCAAGAUAAUGAAGAGGACAGUGAGCAUUCUGGUCAUUUUGAUAACUUCCAUGUGAGAUCCAAUUGUGUAAAACCCAAAGCAUCAAAUUCGAGCUGUCAAAUAACUGGAGUUUCAACAUCAGUGGUAAAAUCCCAAUUCCCAGCCUCUAUUUCAAUUGGUGAACUGCUACGUGCAGGAAAGCUUGUUGCCCCUGCAAGUAAGAAAACCGUAUCCCUGGCUUUAGAGCAUUUUGAUAUAACCAAUCAAGAAUGGUCAGAAGUACGAACACUAAAUACAUCUGUGUAUACUAAUAAGUUUGCAUCUGGCGGCUUCAGAGAUGCAUUUAAAUGUGUGGAGACAGGUCCUAAUGGAGAAAUAAAGUAUUGGGUUCUUAAACUUUAUAAUGCAAAUGCAAGAAACACGAUUAUUAAUCAGUUGUCAAUGACAAUGGUUGACCAUGCAAGGAAGCAAGUGCAGAUGCAUGAGGUAGCAAAGCAUUUUGCUAAAAAAAUGUCCAAGAAAGUUCCAGGGACAUUUGGAAACACUUUUUUCUACAACAAGGUGUAUUACACAAAGUUUGAAGACCAACAUGCUACAAUCGAAGAGUACAUAAAUGGAAAUUUUGUAAAAUAUGUCAACAACAACGGACAUUGCGUUUUGCCACCUGAAUCUUCAACACAAGAUGAGAAAGUGAUCUAUGAGAAAGCAGAAACCUUAAUUGGUACAUUACAGUUAUGCACUAUCAGAAGGAAAGAUGAUGUUGAUUGAUAUUCAAGGAUCGGGCUAUGCCUUAUGUGACCCAGAAAUUGCAACAGAAAGUCUUAAAGAUGAUGAUGAUAACGACAACUCAGAAAUCUUAUUCUGCUGUGGAAAUUUGUCAACCAUGGCCAUUCAGGGAUUUCUCAAUGAGCAUUCUUGCAAUAAGUAUUGUAAAAUGCUUGCUUUAAGUGACAAC
Molecule: messenger RNA, 1868 nt
Organism: Paramuricea clavata
Lineage: Eukaryota; Metazoa; Cnidaria; Anthozoa; Malacalcyonacea; Plexauridae
Source: the annotation of a GenBank genome assembly